AUGGCUUGGCUCGCCGGCUCGUAUACAUACCUAUCGUCCCCUCUGACGUUGUCCCUCGUCUGCCGGGGCUGGGGCUCUUGCAAACCCUUCGACAUUGUGCCGCCACCUGAUGUCUGUGUCUGCUUCGCGGGAACCUGGUCUGGCCUUUUAAUGUACUCGUACUGGCCCGUUGCCGCUGCUCACUCUGCUUCAUCUCCUGCCCAUUGGUUGACGACUGCCCGGCCGAGACCAAUCACAACCCCAAGCUGGCCUCCAAACACGACUCCAGGAGCCGUUGUCUACUUGGGUCAUCCCCAGACACAGACACCUCCAGAACGCUUCCGUUUCUUCUCUCCUCCUCCUCCUCCUCCUCCGCCUGCCCUCAUCUGGUUCCCUCUGCUACCUGCCCCGAACUGGGCUGCCGAAUACCAGUUCAGAGGCGCAGGCACUCAGCCGGCCAGCUCCAGCUCGCACGCAUUCUCAUCUUCGCCAAACGUCUCGCCGACUCGAGAGAGCUUACCUGGAGUCACCCGCCGGCCCAACGCGAGCCCGGACCUAGACGAGGACCCGACUGCCGUGUGA
Messenger RNA from Purpureocillium takamizusanense, 561 nucleotides. RefSeq lists its product as uncharacterized. The coding region runs from base 1 to 561 and encodes 186 amino acids. The record is from RefSeq and is a predicted model, not a curated record. NCBI's taxonomy places the organism in Eukaryota, Fungi, Ascomycota, Sordariomycetes, Hypocreales, Ophiocordycipitaceae. The transcript has a single exon.